UUGCUAGCAAGAUGUAAACAUUGAAUGUGGCGUCUGUAAGCGGCACAACUGUAGUGGCAGGUUUGUAACGGACAUAUAACGCACAGGAAAGGGGACAGGCGGACUUUAAGAUAGAGGCCGUUAAGUCAACGUUUAAGCCGAGUAGAGAAAGCUGCUCGCCGUUUCUGUCAGUGUCUUGUAGUCGAGCUAACUUAUUAGCCUGGUGAAUUGCGUGGCACGUCGUGUUGUCUCUGUCGCCCGUUUUGCCACAUCUGCAUCUCUCCAGAAAUGGCGAGACUUUUCAGAAGUACACAGCAAUUCGGGAACGUCCUGGGCCGCUGUAGAACACACGCGUGUGCAGCGACACCUAGACGUUCACCUGUAGAACACUGGUGGCUGUUUGGGUUGUGCUCACACAAGCUGCACACCGUUGCAGAUGGCCCCAAGUCGUGCCCCGCUGCGGCCCCAGGCAGGCUGCCUUUCUCCACAGUCACCCCGGACGAUUUGGACUUCUUUAGGAAGAUCCUACCAGGCAGAACCAUCACUGACCCAGACCUGCUGCAGUCGAGUAAUGUGGACUGGCUGAAGACUGUAAAAGGUUCCAGUGAAGUGUUGUUAAGACCUCGAACGACUGAAGACGUUUCUCAAAUCCUCAGAUACUGUAACCGCCGUAACCUGGCAGUAAACCCUCAGGGAGGAAACACGGGACUUGUUGGUGGGAGUGUCCCAGUUUAUGACGAGAUAAUCGUCUCUACUGCCCUCAUGAACAACAUCCUUAGCUUUGAUAGUGUCUCUGGUAUUCUGACCUGCCAGGCAGGGUGUGUUCUGGAGAACUUGACCCUCUACCUGGAGGAGAGAGAUUACAUCAUGCCACUGGACCUUGGGGCUAAAGGAAGCUGUCAAAUUGGAGGAAAUGUGUCAACUAACGCAGGUGGACUUCGACUACUGCGAUAUGGCUCCUUGCACGGGACAGUGCUGGGUCUGGAAGUGGUUUUGGCAGAUGGGCGGGUGCUGGACUGCUUGUCCACACUGCGCAAGGAUAAUACUGGAUAUGAUCUCAAACAGCUGUUUAUAGGUUCAGAAGGAACUCUGGGGGUCAUCACAGCAGUGUCUAUCCUUUGUCCGCGGAAACCCAAAUCUGUGAAUGUGGUUUUUCUAGGCUGUGAGACAUUUGAGCAGCUGCUGCAGACAUUUCAGCUCUGCAGAGGCAUGCUAGGAGAAAUUUUAUCAGCCUUUGAGUUUCUGGACAGUGAAUGUAUGAGACUGCUGAAUACACACCUCAAGCUACCUAAUCCUAUAUCUGAUUGUCAUUUUUACAUUGUUAUUGAAACAUCAGGUUCUGAUCCGAGACACGAUGGAGAGAAACUUCACAACUUUCUAGAAGAGGCAAUGACGUCAUCACUGGUUAAUGAUGGAACAGUGGCAACUGAAGAGUCUAAAGCUAAAACUUUGUGGUCGAUGCGCGAACGUGUCACGGAGGCACUGACUCAUGAUGGCUACACCUACAAGUAUGACAUCUCCCUUCCAGUGGAUCGAAUCUAUCAGCUGGUGACGGACAUGAGAGAGCACCUUGGGGAUAAGGCUAAGAGUGUUGUAGGGUACGGACACGUAGGUGAUGGUAACCUCCACCUGAAUAUCACCUCUCCUACUAAAGACCCUGAAGUGCUUGCUGCCAUCGAGCCGUUCGUGUAUGAGUGGACAGCCAGCUGUCAGGGCAGCAUCAGCGCUGAGCAUGGACUGGGCCUAAAGAAGAGGAACUACAUUUACUACAGUAAACCCAGGCAGGCUGUGGCUCUAAUGAGUGACAUUAAAGCCAUGUUAGAUCCCAAAGGCAUCCUCAACCCAUAUAAGACUUUACCAGAUAACCUGAAAUGACCCAGACUGCCUCCGUGCUGUGGGAUAACGUGUGUGUAGAGCCCAUGUACUUUUCCACACGUUGUCUGGCAGCCCAUGAAAACCAACUGAAGUCUGUUAAGUAGGUUCCUAUAGGGCUAAUUUAGGUUUUCUGUACAAAGUAUUUCUCUCCGCCUGACUUCUGCUUUAACAAGCUGCUGAUUUUGUACUGCGGUGGUCUCAUUACAGGUGAAGUUAGUUAGCAGCUACUUGAAAUCUGGUCCAUUCCUUGACCUGCAGAAGUAGAACUUGAAUAUAUUGUACCUGUAUUAAAACAUAUAUUUCAGUAUAGCUGAGAAUGAAAGAACAAUCAUGUUCAAAUGUAGACAUUUGUGUGGCCGCCAGUAGAGGGCAGGCUCUAUUCUGUAACUGACAGCUUGGUUUUGUCAAAAAGCACUUGUAUAGCAGAGGUGAUGACCAACAGUGAUUGGUGUCAUCACUCCUGUUCAUACUGUCAGUUAGGAGAGCACUGUUGACUGUGCAAAUAACACAAGUGAUGGGAGACAAGUCCACAGAUGUCUGAGUAAAUAGACGAUUAAGUUUAAUAUGAUUCUUCAGCUGAGUUUAAGUCUCUGGUGUUUUGUACAACAAAUUCAUCCUUGAACUACAGUCACUGUGCUGCAGCUCAGCAAGGAAACGCUGAGCUAAUUGAAACCAAUCUGCUCAGUCCUCAUUAUCUUCAGAUAAAUUCUGGAAAACAUUUUUGCACAGAAGGAUGGUCCCACAUGACUUGCAUUGAAAGCACAAUAGGAAGGGGAUUUUAACAGCCCGCAUAUGCAGGGGGUGUGAUUCCAAAGAGCUGGUCCAGGUUCACUUUAGCACCGGACUAUUUUUAAAGCACUGAAACAGUAAUUAAACGCUUGCAGAAACAUGUCUAGAAUAAUUAUACAGACAAUGUAAUCGUUAAGCAAGAGUGCAGUAGUUGUUUAAUUAUAUAUAAAAAAAGACAACGUAACAUUGGUUUCCAAAAAAACAAACCCAGCAUUUGAACAAAUUCAUUUGCAACUGCACACCUACAAGCUGUAGCAGUUUUCAAAUAAAUUUAAAAUUGAACAGUUUUCAAAUGAAGAUGAAGUAGUUUUAUUGUUCAGGCAACUUGUACAGUGUGGCGUGAUGGGAGAACGGAUUAAAUGAGGCCCAGUUUACUACAGGCCUCAAAUUAAAGUUAUACAAAUCCUCCGGAUUCUCUCUGCUUGCACAGAAGAUUAUAAACGAGCCACAGUGAGUUUAUGAAAUACAUCAGGCAGAGGAUCAACUCAGUUCAUUGUCUUAGAUACAGUCUAAUUCCUAUUGGCAGGUACUUGUGUCUACUCCAGAAACCACCAGCAUAAACAAGUAAUAUCUUUAGUAUUCUACAGUGCUGUCCUGUUCAGAACAAGCUCUCCAGUAAUAUCUCUCCUUACUAUUUCUCAACAAGUAAUUUCCUACUAGCUCCAUUAAUGGGUAUAGAAAGUUCAGAGUAAAUACCUAAUGUAUGUAUACAGUCAAGUUUCACGAGCCACCAUACAUCGAUCAUUACACCAGUCAUACAUAUUCUCAGUGUGGGAACAGUGGAGGUUGAAUACAUAAAUAUCAAAUUUUUUAAAAAGUUUAAAAAUUAUUGAUACUAUUGGCUCUUCUCCUUUUUGUUAGUGAACAUGUUUCUGUGUUUGUGACAAUAGUUUAAUAAUAGACUUGUAAUAAAGCUAAAUGAAGAAAACA
Betta splendens (Siamese fighting fish) is the source of this 3573-nucleotide messenger RNA. RefSeq names its product D-2-hydroxyglutarate dehydrogenase (gene d2hgdh). Gene Ontology annotation, molecular function: catalytic activity; FAD binding. Bases 268 to 1854 code for a protein of 528 amino acids. NCBI's taxonomy places the organism in Eukaryota, Metazoa, Chordata, Actinopteri, Anabantiformes, Osphronemidae. Gene Ontology annotation, cellular component: mitochondrion. The transcript is spliced from 9 exons. The record is from RefSeq and is a predicted model, not a curated record.